CUGCGCCAGGGGACGUUCGCCAUUGCGAUCCAUGAACGGAUCGAUGCCCGGGUCGUGGCGCUGUUCGGGCGGUCCGGGACAGGGAAGACCACGGUCCUCGAGUCGAUCGCCGGGUUGCGGCGGCCGGACCGCGGCGUGAUCCGGAUCGGGGCGCACACGUUGUUCGACACCGGGGCGGGUAUCGACGUGCCACCGCACCAGCGGCGCGUCGGCUACGUACCGCAGGAUCUGGCGUUGUUCCCGCAUCUGAACGCCAGACGCAACAUCAUGUAUGGCACGGCGGUCCGCCACGGCGGCGCCGGUUCGGCGACGGCCGAUCAGAUACUCGACCUGCUCGAGUUGCGCCCGCUGCUCGACCGCGGCGUCGGUGCCCUGUCCGGCGGAGAACGGCAGCGUGUCGCGAUCGCGCGGGCGUUGAUGACCGCGCCGGCCGUGCUGCUGCUCGAUGAGCCGCUCGCGUCGCUCGACAUCAGCCUGCGCGCGCGGAUCUUGCCCUAUCUCGAGCGGAUUCGGGACGAGCUGGGUACACCGAUGGUCUACGUGUCGCACGCAGAGGCGGAGGUGCGGGCGAUCGCCGAUUGGGUAAUCGUGCUGGACGGCGGGCAGGUCGAGGCGUCGUACUCCAGCGCCGGGAACAGCGGAUUACCCACGACCGCCGCCGGCGCUCUGUGA
Geodia barretti is the source of this 672-nucleotide messenger RNA. Lineage: Eukaryota; Metazoa; Porifera; Demospongiae; Tetractinellida; Geodiidae. The record is from the annotation of a GenBank genome assembly.